AUGCGUUUCGAUAAACUAGGCGUUUUGCCGUCUUCUCUCACCGAGCUCAGACUGAACAACUCCGAUUGGAAGCAUUUUCCCGUGAGUCCCGAUUCGUUUGGUAAAAGAAAACAAGUUCAGCGUUUCAGAUUGCCAGUAUGUCCAGCUAUACUAAGCUGUCAUCUUUAAAAAUUUCGAACAGUCCCAUAACCGAUAAAGAAUUGGUGACCUUGUUACUAUUUUUUCCCUUAUUUUCGUCUUUCAGGAAACUCUGCUCUCGGUGGCCCCAUCUCUAACGCAUUUAGAGGUGUCGGCAGGUUCGCUGACGUCGAUUCCUAAGGUCUCACUAAGUUCUCUGACUCGUCUUCACCUUCACUCUAAUCCGCUAUCACAGCCUUCCACAGAACAAUUGCACUUCCUGGAUGGCUUGAAGAAGGUUUUGCCAGAGUGUGACUGGACAAACCGGCUUUUUUGAGGUUUCUCUCGGCGGCAACGCGACCAACUUUCUCUGCAGCUGCGAGCUGCCAACAGACCUGCAACGUUGGGCGAGCCGUCAAGAAAACAGAGAAAAGGUGGACAAAGUUCCAUGAAAACAGAGCAGAUUGGCGAUUUUCCAGAUUUUUAUAUAUUUCAAAACAACAAAAAAAACCGAAAUUUCUUAGUCUCUCAUCUUAUAUUUCUCACGAAAACGAAUUGCAACUUUUUUUGGCUAGAAUAGUUGAUAAAACAAAACUUCAAGUAUUGUUACGAGAUUUUUUUGUAUAAGUUAAAAAAAUAACAAAUAUUUAGUCUGUUUUUUUCAAAAAUUUAUUCACGGAAUGAAAACAGGGAAGCUUUUACUUGCAAAUAUUCAUUUUUCCGCUGUUAGAUUUCUAUGUGAAUAUUUUACAAAAAAAUCGAAGAAUUUGAACAAAAAAAGGUUAGUCAUAUUGACUUAGAAGUGGAAAAUAUUUGCGAAGUAUUUUUUUAUGAAUUUUUUUGAUUUUCUAUGGACAAGCUCACGUUUCAAACUGUAAAUCAAUCAAUGUUUAUUGGUUUUUUUAGUCAGAUGAAAUCGACUAGGCGGUGAAAAAUUUGCUCUUUUGAGCGGCACUGCCUUUGGCGAAAACGAAGUCAAAACGUGUAGUUUAUUAAAUUGAAAGCAUGGUCUUACGGUCCUUCGCCUCGUUCUUUCACUGCCACUUUUAGUGAAGAAAAUACACGGAAGAUUGUUAAAUUUUUUGACCAAAAAUUGUAUAUUUUUCUGAAAUGCAGAGGCGUCGCUUGUUUUUUUUUCUCAGCGACAACUAUUAAAAAAGUCUCACAUAGUAAGAAAAUUUUCCAUUUAUUAAUUGACUACUCUGGUGUUUUAACUUUUGUGUCUAUCAGAAUUUUCCUUCACAGAUCGAUGAUUUCGACGAAGUAUACUGCGAGUUGAAGGGUUUUGGCGUUGUCCGACUUGAGGACGCUUUGCCGGGAAACGGCUCUCUGUGCGUCGAACCCACCGAAGACAUGUUGAAGUGGAUGAACUUUGUCGACAACACCCAACAGAGACAGUUCGAACAGGUCUUACUUGCCGAUUUUCGAAUUUUUUCUCGACUAAACCUUUCUUAGACGUCUACAACCGCAACUUCAGCUGUUAUAACAGAGACAAGCUCAACUAUUGCCGUUGAAGUUGUCACCGAAAAAGAGAAGCCAAAGUCGACCACGUUCCCUACUACGAGGCGGUCAGAAACCUCGACACCGAAGAGUACAACGUCUUCUUCAUCAACAACGGCUUCGAAAACUAGGAAGAAGUACCGUGACGUCGAAAACGAACCUUUGAAAGUAUUAUCGAUUUCUUCAUCCGUAGACCAUGCUACUUUUGCAGUUUGUGAACAUUCUCAUUUUCAUCUUGUUCAUCUGCGUCAUAGUUUUGAUUAUCGCGAUUGGAUUCACGAUUUACUUCAAGUUUGUUUUUUUCUCUUCGCACAAGAGACAAAUUUCUCUCUUUUUAGAUUCCUGAACACGGACACCGGAAAAAGCAGACGUCAUCACGAAUCAGAGCCAUUGAACGAAACUUGA
This is a messenger RNA of Caenorhabditis auriculariae, 2022 nucleotides long. NCBI's taxonomy places the organism in Eukaryota, Metazoa, Nematoda, Chromadorea, Rhabditida, Rhabditidae. The record is from the annotation of a GenBank genome assembly.